AUGAAAACCAAGUUGUCUAUCUUCUUAUGCUAUGCACUGCUUCUUGUCUUUGUUGUAAAAGCUAUGCCUUUCGAAGUUAGGAAACAAGAUGGUGAAACAAAAGAAUCAAAGACAAAUAUUAGAAUUAAUGGAUAUGUACACAAUCCUGUCAAAUGUAAAAUUUGGAAAGGCUUCAUAAAUUAUUUUCAAGGUCGAAAAGUGGAUGACUCAGGAAACGUCAUAAAAUUUCCUAGUGGUGGAAGAUCAGGCUACGGUGGAAAGACCAUAAACUUUCCUGAAGGUGGAAAAGGUGGCGUCGGCAGAAAUAUCAUAAUCUUUCCCAGAGUUGAAGAAGAGAGUGAUGAUGGAAAAGUUGGCGAUGGAGGAUAA
This is a messenger RNA of Vicia faba (fava bean), 369 nucleotides long. Lineage: Eukaryota; Viridiplantae; Streptophyta; Magnoliopsida; Fabales; Fabaceae. The record is from the annotation of a GenBank genome assembly.